CAGGUUUCUAGGGCAAUCUCAACAAACUAUAAAACACAGAGAGAGAAAGAGAGCUUCGUCACUUGGAUUCUUUAGUAAAAAAAGAGCUAAACUUUAAAUUACAGAUCGUAAUCAAAAAACACGAUGCAGCCCUAUGGAAUCCAAUCUAUGCUCAAAGAAGGUUACAGACAUCUCUCAGGUCUAGACGAAGCCGUCAUCAAAAACAUCGAAGCUUGCAAAGAACUCUCCACCAUCACACGCACUUCUCUCGGUCCCAACGGGAUGAAUAAAAUGGUUAUAAACCAUUUAGAUAAACUCUUUGUAACCAACGACGCUGCAACGAUUGUUAAUGAGCUUGAGAUUCAGCACCCUGCUGCGAAGAUUCUUGUUUUAGCUGCAAAGGCUCAGCAAGAAGAGAUUGGAGAUGGAGCUAAUCUGACAAUCUCUUUUGCUGGUGAGCUUUUGCAGAAUGCUGAGGAGCUUAUUAGGAUGGGGUUGCAUCCUAGUGAGAUUAUUAGUGGUUAUAAUAAAGCUAUUGUUAAGGUUGUUGAGAUUCUUGAGGAAUUGGUUGAGAGUGGGUCUGAGACGAUGGAUGUGCGUAGUAAGGAGGAAGUUGUUUUUAGGAUGAGAGCUGCUGUUGCGAGUAAGCAGUUUGGUCAAGAGGAGAUUAUUUGUUCUUUAGUUGCUGAUGCAUGUAUUCAAGUGUGCCCAAAGAAUCCAACGAACUUUAAUGUUGAUAACGUUCGUGUUGCGAAGCUUCUUGGAGGAGGAUUGCAUAACUCUUGUAUUGUUCGUGGGAUGGUUUUGAAAAGUGAUGCUGUUGGGAGCAUUAAGCGGAUGGAGAAGGCUAAGGUUGCUGUGUUUGCUGGGGGCGUUGAUACUACUUCAACAGAGACAAAAGGAACUGUCUUGAUCCAUAGUGCUGAGCAGUUAGAAAACUAUGCAAAGACAGAGGAAGCUAAAGUGGAGGAGCUGAUUAAAGCUGUUGCUGAAUCUGGAGCUAAAGUAAUUGUUAGUGGAGGAUCAGUAGGAGAAAUGGCAUUGCAUUUCUGUGAGCGCUACAAGAUAAUGGUUUUGAAAAUCAGCUCAAAGUUUGAACUGAGGCGUUUCUGCAGGACAGCUGGGGCUGUCGCUCAUUUGAAACUAUGCCGUCCAAGCCCUGAUGAUUUGGGUUACGUUGAUUCCAUAUCUGUUGAGGAAAUCGGUGGUGUGACAGUCACUAUUGCAAGAAACGAACAAGGUGGUAACUCGAUCUCCACAGUGGUUUUACGUGGAAGCACAGAUAGUAUUUUGGACGACCUUGAAAGAGCUGUUGACGAUGGAGUUAACACCUACAAGGCCAUGUCCAGAGACAGCCGUAUUGUUCCUGGAGCUGCAGCUACUGAAAUAGAACUAGCUCAGAGAUUGAAGGAAUAUGCCAAUGCAGAAACAGGGUUGGACAAAUAUGCUAUCACCAAAUACGCAGAGAGCUUCGAGUUUGUACCCAAGACCCUUGCCGACAACGCUGGUCUCAAUGCGAUGGAAAUCAUUGCCUCUCUAUACACGGGACACGGAAGUGGAAACACAAAGCUAGGCAUUGACUUGGAGGAAGGUGCUUGUAAAGAUGUCUCAGAGACAAAAGUGUGGGAUCUUUUUGCAACCAAGUUAUUUGCUUUGAAGUAUGCUUCUGAUGCUGCAUGCACGGUGCUUCGCGUAGACCAGAUUAUAAUGGCGAAACAAGCAGGUGGGCCAAGGAGAGAUGCUGCACAAGCAGCCGGUGCAGGCGCAGAGGAAGACUAAGCUGUAGAACAACAAGUGCCUCGUAGUGGCACUCUUAUUCUGUAACCAUCUUUUUUAAUUCUGAAAAAUUUUGGUAUGUCAGUAUGGUAUUGUGAUUUUGUGGUACACACCAACUUGAGGUUUUGACUUAUUGUUUGCAAUGUUUGGUUCGUACUGACUUGAAACUUCCCGGUUUAGUUAAAUUGGAUUAUUAUUGCAAGAGUUGUUUCUAUAUUAGUCAAUGACAUUGGUACAAGUUCUUUUUGAGAGUAUUCAAACAAGAUCCACACAAUGACUAACAGAAAGAACAAUAUAACACAAUAUCUGAAGCUACGUAAGUUCUAAAGCUUUCUAUGUUCAUCCCUGAUGCUUCAAGUAGGAACAAGAUGAGGCAGCAUCAUAUCAUCUUGAAGUUGCAUCCACAUGACGGAAGCAAGCCCUGCAACUACAACAGAGAAGAAACUCAAUCCCCAUCUCAACACACUCUUCUUGCUCCUGUCCCUUCUUGAGUCUGUUACAGUCUCUUCUGAC
Eruca vesicaria subsp. sativa (arugula) is the source of this 2268-nucleotide messenger RNA. Lineage: Eukaryota; Viridiplantae; Streptophyta; Magnoliopsida; Brassicales; Brassicaceae. The record is from the annotation of a GenBank genome assembly.